This is a messenger RNA of Penicillium soppii, 1221 nucleotides long. RefSeq lists its product as uncharacterized. The transcript has a single exon. The record is from RefSeq and is a predicted model, not a curated record. Lineage: Eukaryota; Fungi; Ascomycota; Eurotiomycetes; Eurotiales; Aspergillaceae. Bases 1 to 1221 code for a protein of 406 amino acids.
AUGAAGGGUACUUCAAUUUUUCAAUUCAAAUCCUGGCCAAAGAUUCAUCAACCCUUACCUCGUACUCCACGAGAAUCUCAACAGUUGUUAAAUGCCCUCACAUCUUCGUUUCGUCGUCAGCUAGAUGGUGCAUAUCCCGCAUCAGGCAACAAUCAUGGUCGACCCGGACCCCUCCAGAACCCUGAAUCAUCAGCACAUGCAACCCAUCAGCAUCUACAGACCAUUCUUGAUAAUCCUCUCUUCCGUAUUGUUCCCGCCAGAUCCCAUGAACCAACAACCUUACAAAGCGUCGAGGGCCAACGACAGUUAGUCGAACAACCCAUGGUGGUUUUCGACCAAAUGGCUGCCGCUGGCUCAGUCACUGCACUUACAAUCAAUGAUUGUCUGAAAUCUCAGCUCCUCCUUUCCAAAUCCCCGGACCAUAUGAAAGCGUCUCGGGCAGCAUCCAGAAUCGUUGAUUGGUUCUGGGCAUCUGAUGGCGCUUCCAGACAGGCGCUUCUGCGUUUGCGCUCAGCAACUCAGUCAUUGACUAAGUUCAUGGUUGUUGAGGAGAUGCAUGGUACUGUUAUGGAAUGGCUGCGAAUGCUCAUGGACCAUGACCUUGGCACCGAGAAUGGCCAAUUGGCAGAUGGGCUCGCACGGCAAACUUUUAGCCAUCUCCUUGUCGAUUUUGUGGAUGCAGAAACCCGAUUUGGGAAUGGUUUUGACUCGGCAAUGGAACAAUAUCAACGUGUAUGCCAAUUGCAUUUCCAAAGUACAUCCUCUCACAAGUCGAGGAAACCGAUGCUCUUGGCUGCAGGUGCUCACUUGAGCCGUAUAGCUAUGGAGCACAAGCCAACGGAUCAGCAAACAUCCGCAACAGUCUAUAAUCGAUUCCAAGAAACAGUCUCUUUGUUGUCUCCCCGGUCCCUGCUGUUGGCAUCUGUGGCUAUCUGCCAUCCAGCAAACCCCGACGCUAUCCCAUUCCUCCAAUUUGUGAAGAACCUGUCUCCAACUAAGUUCCAGACUUGGAACGACAACAGACGUGACGCUUUCUUCCACAUUGGCUCGGAGGCACUCCGAGUUCUCGUCGACCAGAACAAGUUCCGGGAUAUCUCCCGGUUGGAGCAGCACAUCUCAGAAUUGCUGCCAGAACAGUCACCACCUCCCGCCGCUGCUGAGAAAUCGCACGCAUCAGCCGAAGAGGAACAUUUGGCUCGUUUGAACUGGAGUUUCACAUGA